GAAACCAAAUGGCCACAAGCGUAAUUCCACUAAAACUCGACCCCAUUAUACCAACAAAUAUCUAGUUCAAACAUUAAAAAAAUAGCAGCAGGUAGCAGCGGAAGAUCUGCGCAAGCGAAAGACAGUGACUCCAAGUCUCCAACGCCAAGAACAGGAAUAUUACAUAGUCAACCAAAAGCUGUGGUCUCUCAGUAUAAAAUUGCCACUUUGCAACAUCAAUCUCUCCUCACUACUGCCCUCCCUUUUCACUGUAGCUCUCUUUCAUUCCCUUGGUCUCUGAGUCUCCUUUUUGAAGCUAUGGCGGAUCUGAAAUCAACAUUCUUGGAGGUCUAUUCUGUUCUCAAGAAGGAGCUACUUCAAGACCCGGCUUUCGAAUGGACACCAGAUUCUCGUGAAUGGGUCGAAAGGAUGCUGGACUACAAUGUGCCUGGAGGGAAGCUGAAUAGGGGGCUCUCUGUGAUUGACAGCUACAAAUUGUUGAAAGAUGGACAGGAAUUAACAGAAGAAGAAAUCUUUCUCGCAAGCGCUCUUGGUUGGUGUAUUGAAUGGCUCCAAGCCUAUUUCCUUGUCCUUGAUGAUAUUAUGGAUAGCUCUCAUACACGACGUGGUCAACCAUGUUGGUUUAUGGUGCCCAAGGUUGGUCUUAUUGCAGCAAAUGAUGGGAUUUUGCUUCGAAAUCACAUUCCCAGGAUUCUUAAAAAGCACUUCCGAGGGAAAGCAUACUAUGUAGAUCUUCUAGAUUUAUUUAAUGAGGUGGAGUUUCAAACAGCCUCAGGACAGAUGAUAGAUCUGAUUACAACACUUGAAGGAGAAAAGGAUUUAUCGAAGUACAAUUUAUCGCUUCACCGGCGAAUUGUUCAGUACAAAACUGCCUACUACUCAUUUUACCUUCCUGUUGCUUGUGCAUUGCUCAUGGCUGGUGAGAAUCUGGACAGCCAUAUUGAUGUACAGAAUAUUCUUGUCCAGAUGGGAAUCUACUUCCAAGUACAGGAUGAUUAUUUGGAUUGCUUUGGUGAUCCCAAGACAAUUGGCAAGAUAGGGACAGAUAUUGAAGAUUUUAAGUGCUCUUGGUUGGUCGUGAAGGCUUUGGAGCGAUGCAAUGAAGAACAAAAGAAAGUUCUACAUGAGCAUUAUGGGAAACCUGACCCAGCCAGUGUGUCAAAGGUGAAAGUCCUCUAUGAUGAGCUGGACCUUCAGGGGGUAUUUAUGGAGUAUGAGAACCAAAGCUAUGAUAAACUAGUAACCUCCAUUGAGGCUCACCCUAGCAAGGCAGUGCAAGCAGUGUUGAAGUCUUUCCUUGCCAAAAUUUACAAGAGACAGAAAUAAAAGAAAAGAAAAUAAGAAUAUGCAGAAGCACAGUCAAUGAUUGGAUGAUGCCGAAUAAUGCGAUUUUAUUUGGGAAUUGUAUCAUUAAUUUCCUAAUUAAGGAUGAUUGCAACUCUUUGUUGAACAUUUUGAUAUUGGUAGUCUUUGCUUAUUUGAAAUUUGAUUGAAUGAUUCUCAUCUUUAAUAAGAUUUUAAUCCAUUUGAUA
Messenger RNA from Jatropha curcas, 1532 nucleotides. RefSeq names its product farnesyl diphosphate synthase 1 (gene FPS1). Lineage: Eukaryota; Viridiplantae; Streptophyta; Magnoliopsida; Malpighiales; Euphorbiaceae. Gene Ontology annotation, biological process: trans, trans-farnesyl diphosphate biosynthetic process. The record is from RefSeq and is a predicted model, not a curated record. Gene Ontology annotation, cellular component: cytoplasm. Gene Ontology annotation, molecular function: dimethylallyltranstransferase activity; (2E,6E)-farnesyl diphosphate synthase activity.